AUGGCUUCCAAAGUCUGGCAGCAUCCCUAUGUCAACAUAUUUAAACAUUAUAAGGUUGAAGAGUGGAAGAAAACAACUAAAGAGGGUGACGUCACUACGUUCAUGGACAAAACUCUGAAAUGCCCAGUGUUCAGGAUCAAGGGCCCCAUUCCUGCCAACAGCUACAUUCUACUGCCCAAAAGCAGAAGCCAGAGCCUUGGGUUGACUGGAAAGUACUUCUACCUGCUUUUCCGGCCUGCCCCCUACAAAUAUUUUGUCGUCCACUUAGAUAUUGUUGCAGAGGAGGGCCAGGUGGUGCGCAUCUCAUUCUCAAACAUGUUCAAAGAGUUCAAGUCAACUUCUACCUGGCUCCAGUUUCCGUUCCUUUGUGGAGCCGCAAAGGAUUCCGUUUAUGAGAACACCGCUAAAGCCGCCAGACGAGGUUUAACCGGUCCCGCCCCGUCUUCCGUGCGCUGGACCUGCCUCAUGCUGGAUCUUCAGUCCGUACUUUCCACAUACUUGAACCGCAGCUACAAUCACCUUCAGACCAUUAAACUCUGUGCUAACAUGACUGUGAAAAACAUAUUCACCAGCGACCUCCUGUUUAAUCCUGGUGUGUCGUUCAGCGAAGCCAGACUCAUGGGACUGUCCUCGUCUCGGGGGACCGGUCCUGACCCCAGGGACAUGGCCUUUCCUGUGCCCAGAGGAAGUUCCUGGCAUGACCUUUACGACUACAUCAGGUUCCCGUCAGAAGGCGUGAAGUUACCGUUUGACUCGAUUCAAAAAGAAGAACACGCACACACCGGGGCCGCCUCUAACCCCCACUGUCCAGUCAGAGAAAGACCUCCCUCCGCUUCCCUCUGCAAACCAGUUCAGGAUGGUGUUUCUCUAAUACAACACAUUACUUCUCCCAAACCAUUUCCCAGAGAGCAGUUUCUUGUGGUCCCUGACAUUCCGUCUCUUCCUGUGGUGUCUUCUCACCUGGACAUGUUCCCUGACAGUAAUGAUGACCUGCUUCAAAAAGAGUCCCCAUUUCCUGCUCCCUGUCGUUCUGAGGAUGGGAGCCCUGUGUUACUGCCGUCUGAUGAUCUCUCUGAAACGCAGCAUGAAAGGGAAGAGAUGUGUACGACUAACCCUCGAACACUGGCAGAAAGCAAACAGCAGAAGCUGGCUCCCGAUCCGAUUCUCCGACUCCGACAAAUUAUAGGUUUUGGAGGUGCCACAAACAAACAUGCACUUUGGACCAAAUCCAGUGAUGAGGUGGUGUAUCCGUGCCACGCCGUCAUCGUCUCUAUGAACGUUACUUCAAAGAGGCAGAGGUUCUUUAUCGGUCACACUGACAAGGUGUCUGCUCUCGAUGUCAACGCCAGCUCGACCCUUCUGGCCUCGGCUCAAAGCGGCGAGCACAGCGUUGUCCGGAUAUGGGAUUUCCAAAGAGGAGACUGCCUUUCUACGAUAAGGAAUCAUGCUCAUUCUUUGUCCUCGCUCAGUUUCUCGUUCAAAGGAGGCGUUCUGUGCGGCGUUGGCAAAGACCGUCAUUGUAAAACGCUGGUGGUGGCGUGGAGCACGGUGAAGGUGCAGAAGGAGAGGGUCGUGACGGUGAUGGCGAAGGCUCACAGCGACGUCCCCAUUAACACAUUUAAAGUGUCCUUCUUUGAUGAAACCAGAAUGGUGUCGUGUGGUCGUGGCAGUGUGCGUCUGUGGCGGAUGCGUAAUGACACGCUCCGAUCGUGCCCUGUCAAUUUGGGUGAAUACCAUUCAGAAGAUUUCACAGAUGUUUCCUUUGAAGAGGGAGGCUCUUCCUGCCAGCUCAAAGAGGAUCGAACUCUAUACGCAAGCAGUCGCAGUGGAUAUAUAUUUGAGAUUGACUACAGUAGAGUUGAAAUCAAAACAGUGCGAAAACUGCAGCCUACUCAAGAGCAGCAUGAAGGCCACAGGGAUAAGUGGACCUUCAAAACGGGUCCAGGCAUCUCAAUCAACAGCAUCUGUGUGUGCACCUCAUUCUGUGCCACAGGCUCCGAGGACGGCUUCCUACGGCUCUGGCCUCUUGAUUUUUCCUCUGUUUUUCUCGAAGCUGAGCACGAGGGCCCUGUCAGUUCUGUGUCAGUGUCCUCCGAUGGCCUCCAGGUUUUGGCAGCUACGUCCAAUGGGAUCCUGGGGUAUUUGGACGUAAGCACCCGUUGUUAUAACACGCUGAUGAGGUCCCACACAGACAGUGUCUUGGGCUUCAGUCUGGAUGGUGUUAGUAGAUAUUUGACUACCGCCUCCUCGGAUGGCACUGUGCGGAUCUGGAAUCUGGAUUCUUUGCAUCAGCUGUAUGACUUUGUGUCUGAGGACUGCCCCUGUGCUGUGGCCUUUCAUCCCAGUGAACAGGUUUUCUCCUGUGGCUUCAUCUCUGGCAUCAUCAGAGUCUUUGACAUUCCCAAAGCAAAGCUCUUGGCAGAACAUAAGCAUUACAAAGGUGCAGUUGUUGGCCUGGUGUUCUCCCCGAAUGGAAGGUUCCUGUACAGUGCUGGUUCUGAGGGCUCGCUGGUACAGUACGCUGCUAAUAAAGACCACUCUGCAGUUCGAGUUAUGUGUGACAUGGUCGCUCGUGGCACAGACCAUUCUCCAGAUGCGGUGACGGUCAGCCAGGACAGCUACUGCGUGGCGUUUGUCGGACCCUCAGAGUACAUUGUGACUAUCGCUGAUGCACAGACCUUAGAUGAGCUGCUUCGUGUGGAUGUAAGUGUUUUGGAUGAGAAGACUACUUUAGAUUCUGCACUGAAGGUCUGCUUUGCCGCGGCCUCCACACACUUGCUGGUGUCAACUUCUGCUAACAAAGUUCUCUGGAUCAGCACUAAAACAGGCUGUGUUCUUCGGGAGGUGUCAGAGGUCGGCGUGUGGCCGUGCUCGUCUUUGGCGGUCAGCGAUGACAGCCGCUUCCUCCUGACUGCAGGACGUAACUCUGUCAAAGUGUGCGAUUAUGACUCACCACAGAGAUCACAGGUGUUCAUCGGCCACAGUCGGCCCGUCCUGCAGGUGGGCUUCACUCCGGACCAGAAGAGCGUCGUCUCUGUUGGAGAUGCUGUAUUCAUCUGGGACUUCCUCGCCGGACUCGAAGACUCUUCACCUGCGAGAUCUCCUCUGAGACUGGGCGGCGGGAGUGCACCUGCAGAUCAGUGGUCCAUCAGCGUUCCUCGACACGCUGCCCCUGUGCCCUCUUCUCCACAGCAGCCGGACUUCUGCAGCAUCAGACCAUUGGAUCCUGAAGGUGCGGAUCCUCUGAAAAACAGUCCUUACCUCGGCUCCCAGCUCCGUCAGUCAAACAGAUCUCCGGCUUCUUUCCUCAAAGUCACAGAGGUCCAGAGCGCCUCCCCCCUCCCCCGCCACCUCGAUAGUGGAGACGUGCCAAGACCUUCAGUACGACCCGAUUGCUACCGGCAUUUUGUUCCACGUUUCCAGAACUCCAUGUCGGAUCAGAAUGCUUCGAUGCCGCGACCGGGAGACGGACACGAAGACCUAAAGCUAAAAGCAGUCAUAGGUUACAAUGGCAAUGGAAGGAGCAAUGUGGCGUGGAGCCCUGAGAAAGGGUUGUUGGUCUAUUCUUGUGGCGCCGUAGUUGUGGUGGAAAACCUUCACACAGGAACCCAGAGACAUCUCCAGGGACACCAGGAGAUUUCUUGUCUCGCAAUAACACACGAUGCACAGACCGUAGCAUCAGGAGCUGGUGGAACAAAUGGAAUCCACGGUCAGAUUUGUAUUUGGGACAUCGAGAGUGGAGCGUGUCGCAAACCCGUCUCCCAUCACAGAGGAGCCGUGCAGUGUGUGGCGUUCUCCAGAGACGACCGUUUCUUCCUCUCCGUGGGUGAUUACUGUGAUCCAGGAGUGGUGCUGUGGAGCUGCUCCUCUCUUCAGCUGCUGUUCAGUGUCAGAGUGUCGGGACCUCUUCAUGAAGCGGCCUUUAGCCCUUCAUCAGCGAGCCAGCUGGCCUGUGUGGGGAGCCAGGGCGUUUAUUUCUGUCUGAUCCACGAACGUGCUGCAGAUGUGGAACUCUCGGUAAGGCUUAAAUGA
This is a messenger RNA of Knipowitschia caucasica, 4032 nucleotides long. The record is from the annotation of a GenBank genome assembly. NCBI's taxonomy places the organism in Eukaryota, Metazoa, Chordata, Actinopteri, Gobiiformes, Gobiidae.